Molecule: messenger RNA, 429 nt
Organism: Purpureocillium takamizusanense
Lineage: Eukaryota; Fungi; Ascomycota; Sordariomycetes; Hypocreales; Ophiocordycipitaceae
Exons: 3
Coding region: 1-429 (142 amino acids)
Source: RefSeq, a predicted model, not a curated record
AUGACGAAUUCGAUCGACCGACCGAUUAUCUUCGUCGCCCACAGCCUAGGAGGGCUUGUCCUCAAGAGUGCCCUAAUCCACUCCGACGCCGCUCGGCAAGGCGCCUUAGCUGAACACCGGUCGAUCAAACUAUCAACAUAUGGAAUUCUAUUCAUGGGAACUCCUCACCAGGGCGGAAACGGCGUGCAACUAGGACGAGUGCUCGCUAAUAUAGCGUCCCUUAUCGUGGCAGCAGAUAACCGGCUUCUGAAGCACCUCGAGAAGGACUCAGAAUGGUUGCAGCAGCAACUGGGGCAGUACGGACCAAUCAGCAAUGACUUUGUGACAAAGUUUGCCUACGAGGAGUAUCCGACUCCCACCGUCUUGGGACACAGCAUCAUGGUUCGUAUUUAUACCGCUAUCGUUGACACUAGCACUAAGCACAAAUAG